Molecule: messenger RNA, 8978 nt
Organism: Camelus dromedarius (Arabian camel)
Lineage: Eukaryota; Metazoa; Chordata; Mammalia; Artiodactyla; Camelidae
Gene: PTPRB
Product: protein tyrosine phosphatase receptor type B
Exons: 34
Coding region: 101-6730 (2209 amino acids)
Biological process (GO): peptidyl-tyrosine dephosphorylation involved in inactivation of protein kinase activity; angiogenesis
Cellular component (GO): signaling receptor complex
Molecular function (GO): protein tyrosine phosphatase activity; cadherin binding
Source: RefSeq, a predicted model, not a curated record
CCCCACCGUGAAGGCACAUUUCCUUCCUAGUCUUGGCUUCUCUUAUCUGGGAGAAUUUUUUUUCCCCCCAAGCGAAGCAUGAACAGUCGUUAAGUGGAAAAUGGAGGCUGAAUUGUACAUGGCGGUUCUUACCUGCUUCAUCCUCGGGAACUCAGAGGGCUUUCAGAUUGUCCAUGUCCAGAAACAACAGUGCCUUUUCACAAAUAAGAUAGUGGUCCUGGGCUUGUGCGAUGGGACCAGCCAGAACCAGCAGUGGAUGUGGACGGAGGAUGGAAAGCUCCUUCAUGUUAAAUCUGCGCUGUGCCUGGCCAUCUCCAAUUCCUCUGGUGGCCCUUUCCAAUCAGUCAUCUUUGCCCACUGCUCUCAGGCACCUCGAUGGACUUGCCAUGAGAAGGAAGGGUUCCUGGAAGUGGAAAAUGCCUCUCUCUUUCUCAAGAAACAAGGCUUCAAGGUAGUGGUCAAGAAGGGCAGGAAGUACCUCCACAGCUGGAUGAAAAUGGAUGUCAACAAGGAGGGAAAACCAGUCAAUGAAAGCCUCUGCUUGAAAAAAGCUGGCCUGGGAGCGGAAGUUUCAGUAAGGACCACUAGAAACACGGCUCCUCCUCAAAUCUCCACCACUUUUAAUGCACUUCCGUAUAGCCCAGGACACCUAAUUAGGAACACCACAGAGGCCUUCACCAGAAGUACUACAGGAAACAGCAGCCAGAUGCAGGAUCCCAGUCUGCAGAUGGCUGGAAUUACAUCUUGGGACCCUUGGACUACUCAGCCCUUCUCCAGCACCACUGAAGAGACUGGAUUGGGGGAACCAGUGAGAUGCAACUUCACCCUGACGCAGUCCAGGGUCUCCAGCCGGUCCGUGUCUCUGCAGUGGAGAACUUUGGCGUCACCCUGUAACUUUAGCCUCAACUACAGCAGUGACACGUCGGGGGUCGCGUCCUGCCACCCCGUGCGGAUAGACAACGCCACCUAUGGAUGUAACCUCAAGGAUUUACGAGCGGGAACCAUCUAUAACUUAAGGAUUGUGUCUCAGGAUGGAGAAGAGAGAACUGUGGUCUUGCAAACAGAUCCUUUGCCUCCUGCUAGGUUUGAAGUCAAUAAAGAGAAGACUACAUCAACCAGCUUGCAUGUUUGGUGGACUCCUUCUUCUGGGAAGGUCUCCUGGUAUGAGGUGCAGUUACUUGAUGAUAAACAAAAGACACAGGAGUCCCAGAUUCAAGGAAGAACUUCAAGGAAUGAAUAUACAUUUUUUAACCUCACUGCUGGUAAUAAGUACAAUAUUACCAUCACAGCUGUUUCUGGAGAUAAACAUUCCUCUACAGUUUAUACCAAUGGAUCAACAGUGCCGUCCCCAGUAAAAGAUAUUAGUAUUUCACCGAAAACUGAUUCUCUCCUGAUUUCCUGGUCACGUGGCUCUGGGAACGUGGAAAGAUACCAGCUGAUGCUAAUGGAUAAAAGGAUUCUAGUUCAUAGUAAUGCCGUGGACAAAUACGCUACUUCCUACACCUUUCAUGGACUGACACCUGGUCACCUCUAUAAUGUCACCAUUGUUACUGAGGCGGCAGGGCUGCAAAACUACAGAUGGAAACCAGCCAGGACAACCCCCAUGGAAGUCUCAAAUUUGAAGGUGACAAAUGGUGGCUCUUUGACCUCUCUGAAAGCCAAGUGGCAAAGACCUUCUGGAAAUGUGGAUUCCUACAAUGUUACCCUGUCUCACCAAGGGGCCAUCCAAGAAUCCAGACUGUUAGCACCCCAGAUUACUGAAACUCAGUUUAAUGACUUAACCCCUGGGCGACUUUAUCAUGUCACCAUCAGCUGUGUCUCUGGUGAACUGUCUGCUCCCAAGGUGGCGGUGGGCAGAACAGUUCCAGAAGCAGUUGGGGACCUGGAGGCCAACAGCAGUGGUUCUACGAGGUCCCUGGUAGUGAGCUGGUCGCCCCCUGCUGGAGACUGGGAGUGGUAUCGUAUCCUGCUCUUGAACGAUUCUUUAACGCUGCUCAACAUCACCGUGGGAAAGGAGGAAACACACUAUGUCAUAGAUGACGUGGGGCUCAUACCGGGAAGACAGUAUGAGGUAGAAGUCACUGUUGUGAGCGGAAAUCUGAAGAAUUCUAAGCGUUGCCAGGGCAGGACAGUCCCCCUGGCUGUCCUCCAUCUUCGUGUCAAACACGCCAAUGAGACCUCGCUGAGCGUCAUGUGGCAGAGCCCUGCAGCAGAAUGGGAGAAAUACAUCACCUCGCUAGGCGACAGAGACCUCAUAUUUAUCCAUAAGUCGCUCCCCAAGGAUGCCAAAGAAUUCACUUUUACUAACCUGGUGCCUGGGCGAAAAUACAUAGCUACAGUCACCAGCAUUAGCGGAGACUUGAAAAAUUCAUCUUCAACAAAAGGAAGAACAGUGCCUGCCCAAGUGACUGGCUUGCAUGUGGCCAACCAAGGAACAACAAGCAGUCUAUUUACUAACUGGACCCAGGCCUUGGGAGACGUAGAGUUCUACCAAGUCUUACUCAUCCAUGAAAACGUCGUCAUCAAAAAUGAAAGUGUCUCCAGUGAGACCAGCAGAUACAGCUUCCACUCGCUCAAAUCGGGCAGCCUCUACUCUGUGGUGGUAACGACAGUAAGCGGAGGAAUCUCUUCGCGACAAGUGGUGGUGGAGGGAAGGACAGUCCCCUCCAGUGUGAGUGGAGUCACGGUGAACAACUCUGGUCGCAAUGACUACCUCAGCGUAUCCUGGCUGCCGGCUCCUGGAGACGUGGACAACUAUGUGGUGACACUCUCCCACGACGGCAGGGUGGUUCAGGCCCUCGUGAUCGCCAAGUCUGUCAGCGAAUGUUCCUUCAGCUCCCUCACCCCGGGCCGCCUCUACAACGUGACCAUAACUACGAGGAGUGGCAAGUACGAAAGCCACUCCUUCGGCCAAGAGCGGACAGUGCCUGACAAGGUCCAAGGAGUCAGUAUUAGCAAUUCAGCCAGGAGUGACUAUUUAAAGGUGUCCUGGGUACACGCCACUGGAGACUUUGAUCACUACGAAGUCACCAUUAAGAACAAAAACAACUUCAUUCAAACGAAAAGCGUCCCCAAGUCUGAGAACGAGUGCAUAUUCGUUAAGCUAGUCCCUGGACGGUUGUACAGUGUCACCGUGAGUACAAAAAGUGGACAAUACGAAGCCAGCGAACAAGGGAAUGGGAGAACAAUCCCAGAGGCCGUUAAAGACCUAACCUUGCGGAAUAGGAGCACUGAGGAUCUUCACGUGACAUGGACACGAGCUGAUGGGGACGUCGACCAGUAUGAGAUCCAACUGCUCUUCAAUGAUAUGAAAGUGUUUCCUCCUUUCCAUCUUGUCAAUACCGCAACCGAGUAUCGAUUCACCUCCCUGACGCCAGGGCGCCAGUACAAAAUCCUUGUCCUGACCAUCAGUGGAGACGUCCAGCAGUCAGCCUUCACUGAGGGCUUCACAGUUCCUAGCAUUGUCAAAAAUAUUCACGUUUCUCCCAACGGGGCAACAGAUAGCCUGACGGUGAACUGGACGCCUGGUGGUGGAGACGUCGACUCCUACACGGUGUCCGUCUUCAGGCAGAAUCAAAAAGCUGAGUCUCAGACUGUCCCCAAGCAUGUCUCUGAGCACACCUUCCACAGACUGGAGGCUGGGGAACAGUACCGGAUCGUGAUCGCCUCGGUCAGUGGAUCCCUGAAGAACCAGAUAGAUGUGCUCGGGCGGACAGUCCCGGCGUCUGUCCAGGAAAUCAGUGCAAAGAACGCAUACAGCAGUCAUUCCUUAAUAGUAAGCUGGCAGAAAGCGGUUGGCGUGGCAGAGAGAUACGAUAUCCUGCUUCUAAAUGAAAACGGAACCCUCCUGAGUAACACGUCAGCAGCAGCCACCACGAAGCAGCACAAAUUUGAAGACCUGACACCAGGAAAGAAGUACAAGAUACGGGUCGUAACUGUCAGUGGAGGCCUCUUCAGCAAAGAGGCCCAAACUGAAGGCCGAACAGUCCCGGCAGCCGUCACCAACCUGAGAAUCACAGAGAACUCCACCAGACGCCUGUCCUUCGGCUGGACCACCUCAGAGGGGGAGCUCAGAUGGUACAACAUCUUUCUGUACAACCCGGACGGAACCCUUCAGGAGCGAGCUCAAGUUGCCCCCCAAGUCCAGAGCUUCUCCUUCCAGAACUUGCUACAAGGCCGCAUGUACAAGAUGGUGAUUGUAACUCACAGCGGGGAGCUGUCGAAUGAGUCCUUCCUGUUCGGUAGAACAGUCCCAGCUUCUGUGAGUAACCUCAGGGGAGCCAAUCGAAAUAUGACAGACAGCCUCUGGUUCAGCUGGAGUCCAGCCUCUGGGGACUUCGACUUCUAUGAGCUGAUUCUCUAUAACCCCAAUGGCACGAAGAAGGAAAACUGGAAGGACAAGGAUCUGACGGAGUGGCGCUUCCAUGGCCUCGUUCCCGGGCGGAAGUACACACUGUGUGUGGUCACUCACAGUGGAGAUCUUAGCAACCAGGUCACAGGGGAGAGCCGAACAGCCCCAAGUCCUCCCAGUCUGAUGUCCUUUGCCGACGUCGCAAACACGUCUUUGGCCAUCACCUGGAAGGGGCCACCAGACUGGACAGACUACGAUGACUUUGAGCUGCAGUGGUUCCCCCGAGAUGCAGUCACGGUCUUCAACCCCUACAGCAACAGAAAAUCAGAAGGACGCAUCGUGUAUGGUCUGCGUCCGGGGAGAUCCUAUCAAUUCAGUGUCAAAACCGUCAGCGGUGAUUCCUGGAAAACCUACAGCAAACCAGUUUUUGGAUCCGUGAGGACAAAGCCGGAUAAGAUACAAAACCUGCACUGCCGGCCUCAGAACUCCACGGCCAUUGCCUGCUCUUGGAUCCCUCCUGAUUCUGACUUUGAUGGGUACAGCAUUGAGUGCCGGAAGAUGGACACUCAAGAAGUUGAGUUCUCCAGAAAGCUGGAGAAAGAAAAAUCUCUGCUCAACAUCAUGAUGCUAGUGCCCCAUAAGAGGUACCUGGUGUCCAUCAAGGUGCAGUCGGCUGGCAUGACCAGCGAGGUGGUUGAAGACAGUACCAUCACCAUGAUAGACCGCCCCCCUCCUCCUCCUCCGCAUAUCCGUGUGAAUAAAAAGGAUGUGCUCAUUAGCAAGUCGUCCAUCAACUUCACUUUCAACUGCAGCUGGUUCAGCGACACCAAUGGAGCUGUGAAAUACUUCACAGUGGUGGUGAGAGAGGCUGACGGCAGCGACGAGCUGAAGCCGGAGCAACAGCACCCUCUGCCCUCCUACCUGGAAUACAGGCACAACGCCUCCAUUCGAGUAUAUCAGACGGAUUACUUUGCCAGCAAAUGUGCCGAAAGUCCUGACAGUAACUCUAAGAGUUUUAACAUUAAGCUUGGAGCAGAGAUGGAGAGCCUGGGUGGAAAAUGUGAUCCCAAUCAGCAAAAAUUUUGUGACGGACCGCUGAAGCCACGCACCGCCUACAGAAUCAGCAUUCGGGCUUUUACCCAGCUGUUUGAUGAGGACCUGAAGGAAUUCACAAAGCCACUCUAUUCAGACACAUUCUUCUCUUUGCCUAUCACCACUGAGUCAGAGCCUUUGUUUGGAGUUAUCGAAGGUGUGAGUGCGGGUCUCUUCUUAAUUGGCAUGCUGGUGGCUGUCGCUGCCUUAUUCAUCUGCAGACGGAAGGCCAGCCACGGUCAAGAAAGGCCCUCUGCCCGCCUGAGCAUCCGCCGGGAUCGACCACUGUCUGUCCACUUGAACCUGGGCCAGAAAGGGCACCGGAAAACUUCUUGCCCAAUAAAAGUCAAUCAGUUUGAAGGACACUUCAUGAAGUUGCAGGCAGACUCCAACUACCUUCUGUCCAAGGAAUACGAGGACUUAAAGGACGUGGGUCGAAACCAGUCAUGUGACAUCGCGCUCCUGCCGGAGAACAGAGGGAAAAACCGUUACAGCAAUAUAUUGCCCUACGAUGCAUCUCGAGUGAAGCUGUCCAAUGUGGAUGACGACCCGUGCUCAGACUACAUCAACGCCAGCUACAUCCCGGGCAACAACUUCAGGAGGGAAUACAUCGCAACUCAGGGGCCUCUUCCCGGCACCAAGGAUGACUUCUGGGAAAUGGCGUGGGAACAGAAUGUUCACAACAUCGUCAUGGUGACCCAGUGUGUCGAGAAGGGCCGAGUCAAGUGUGACCAUUACUGGCCGGCGGACCAGGACUCCCUCUACUACGGGGACCUCAUCCUGCAGAUGCUCUCGGAGUCCGUGCUGCCCGAGUGGACCAUCCGGGAAUUUCGGAUAUGCAGCGAGGAACAGCUGGACGUACACAGACUCAUCCGCCACUUCCACUAUACGGUGUGGCCAGACCAUGGAGUCCCGGAGACCACCCAGUCCCUGAUCCAGUUUGUGAGAACUGUCAGGGACUACAUCAACAGAACCCCGGGGGCCGGCCCCACCGUGGUCCACUGCAGUGCCGGUGUGGGUAGGACUGGGACCUUUAUCGCAUUGGACAGAAUCCUCCAGCAAUUAGACUCCAAAGAUUCAGUGGACAUUUACGGAGCAGUGCAUGACCUAAGACUCCACAGGAUUCACAUGGUCCAGACUGAGUGUCAGUAUGUGUACCUGCAUCAGUGUGUGAGAGAUGUUCUCAGAGCGAGGAAGCUACGGAGCGAACAAGAAAACCCCUUGUUUCCCAUCUACGAAAAUGUGAAUCCAGAGUAUCACAGAGAUGCGGGCUAUUCAAGGCAUUGAGAAUGCACCCGAGGAGCUCCUGGAUAAAAACUAUUCACUGUGUGAUUUAAAAAAAAAAAACAAACAAAAACAGAAAACUUGCUUCAUGCCCUACAGAGGUGCCAACUAUUUCUGUUGAUACUAUGUAUAAUUUAUUAAUCUGGAGUAUUUUAAAGAAUUUAUGUAAUUUAAAGGUAAUAGAUAUUAUUGUACAUAGUUGUAUUUUGUAGUUUCUUCUGUAAAUAUAUAUAUUUUCAUAAUGUUUAAUAUUAAGCUUUAUAUAAUACUAUUUUUCCACACUAAAGUGUUCAUGGCUUGUUCUACAUAAACUAAUUCAACCUGUAUGACAGGACGACUUGUAAAAUGUGUAUGGAGGUGGUUACAGAGACGGUCCCCUGGGGCCAUGAUUUUUACCAGAUUUGAUGCUUACUGGACAAGAUACAGGGCACGGAUGGACAGAGAGCUGAGAGGACAGCUGGCUUGGCUGCAUUGCUGUCCUAUGAAUCUUAGGAUCCAAAGAUGAUCCACAUGCAACCUGGACAAAUGUAACAGUCAAAGGAAGGGACUGGGGAGACGGGAUUAAGCAGCGCCCGAGCCAGAGUCGGUGGUUGUGUCUCAGCUGGUCAGUCGGUCCCCUUUCUCCUGCCAGAGGUUCAAGCCAGCGUGGUCAGCUCAGGGGCCAGGGUUGCAGGUUUUGAGGGAGAACAAUCCAAACAGAAGUGAUGGGUUCCUUAUGUCACAGCAUGCCACCUGUACUCCCGACUGGGAACAUAGAGCCAGCACGCAAAAUGCCAUCCAUCCAUGGCGACUGGAAUCAGUGUCACUGCAUUCACGGGGUGCCGUGUGGACGUGCACACCUGGACCGUGACGUGUGGGUUGGCUGCUGGACGCACGCAUGUCUUCCUCUCAUUGUUAGUGGCAAAGUCAAAACUGCCCCAGUCAUACUUGGCUUUCCCAGUAGAAGAAGGUUGUGGUGCUGGGUUAUACUCCUGAUUGAAGGGCCUAAUGUCAAUAUCUCUAUAGAAAUGUCCACAGACAGCAUAUAUUGUUAAUUAAAAAAAAAAAAAACAUAAAACCCAAAAUUCAGUGGUGCUUGUAUAAGAUUUUCCAAAAGCCUUUUUUUAGUAAAUCUUUGAAGUCAGAGUAUCGGGUAGUCACCUGAAGUUGUAUUUCAAAUAAAAGGCCCUCCAAACUCUGCCAAGUUGAUCUUCAGUAUGUGAUGCCUAUUUUCACUUUGACAAAUUUCAGUGAGUCAGAAAAUGGGUGUUGCCCUCCGCUAGGUCCAGUCCUGAGGGUCUUCCUGGGGAAAAUUUGAAAGGCCUCAGGAUGUUAUCCACAUGGCUGUUGAGUCAGGAAUGUUUGUCUUUUUCUCACUGCAGAUUUCUUUGUAAUACACUUAAGCCUUCGAGAUCAAGGCUGUUGAUCUCACAGCUUCAUUUGCAGAAAGAGUACAUUUCUUUUCAAAGUGUGUAUUUUUGCUACCUACCAUGAAGUUCCCAAAGGAAUAUACUGGGUAUAAUUGGCAGAGUAAUAAGAAAUCACUUAACAUAUCUAAAAUAGUUACUUAUAGUUAAGGAAAGCUCCACCAAAGCAGGAAAAAAUUCCAGGGCUAUUUGAAGUUUACAGAAACAGGAAAAAAAAAUCUUUAUAAGAAUGAAUGCAAAGGUGAUUCCAAGUUUUCACCGUAUCAUUGUGCUCAGUGCUCUUUGGAAAUGACAGUGUUAGGCUUUGAUCCUGUUUUAGAUAACUAGGUGGAUCCUCUAGAAAUGAAGGAACAACAUACAUAUAAAUGCAGCAGAGGUACCACCAGGGAGAAAAUAAAGGUCCAAGGUUUAUGAGAUGUGGUGUCUCUUAGGAGUAACUAUCCCUACACUCAAAGGAAAAAGCAAAAAAGCAAAAAAGCAAAAAAAAAAAAAAAAAAAUACAGAAUUGUAAGCAAAUGUUGCUGGGUGCAAAUCACAUUCAUACAUGGAAAGGAAAAUUUGUUUUUGGCUUUUCAUUCAUUCAGAAAAGUUUUAGUCCAUGCCUGCAACUUGCUAGGCACUGUCCUGGAAGCUGCAGUAGGGAGCCUGCAUCACAGUCAUAGAGGUAGGGUGGCUGUUACUGUUUUCAAUUAAGCUAAGAGAGGGCCUCAGCGAGGCAGUGAAGUUACCCAGGCCACACACUGGAAAGCUCUGAUGAAGCUUUUCUAGCAAAUCACUGGACUGAAAGGAGAAAGCAACUCAUUGCACAAACCAAGAAUUAAAACCAUAAAAAAAAAAAAAAACCC